This is a messenger RNA of Brassica napus (rape), 1784 nucleotides long. RefSeq names its product metacaspase-5-like. Gene Ontology annotation, biological process: proteolysis. The transcript has 2 exons. The record is from RefSeq and is a predicted model, not a curated record. Lineage: Eukaryota; Viridiplantae; Streptophyta; Magnoliopsida; Brassicales; Brassicaceae. Gene Ontology annotation, molecular function: cysteine-type endopeptidase activity. Bases 700 to 1713 code for a protein of 337 amino acids.
GACUUUUGACCUUGAGUGCUAGUUUGAGAACAAAAACUUGAUUUAGUGCUAUUUUUGUCUUUUUCUCUUCGUGGAAACCAAUACAAAAUUUAAAGAAAGAUUAAUCGAAAUUUUAUAGUAUUCACAAAUGUUCUUUAGAACCAUGUGAUAGAUUAACGGUUUAGAAGUGAAUAAAGAUCAAUAAAAUCCAUUCGUAUAAACUACCUACGAUAAUUUCAUGUGUUGUUUAAUUAUUUUCUUAGACUAUUACAGAACAAAGACUCCACCAAAUCCAAAUCAGUACACAAACGUGUUCGUGACCAGCUUGUUUUCCUUGCACUCAAUUUACAAAUCAUAAACCCAUUUAAUCGUUUUUUUUCUUUUACAGAAAGGCAUUUAAGAACAUAGAAAAUAAGAAAACCAAUUAUGGCCGAACCACAUGCAAAGUUGGCUAAACAAAAUAAAAUAUGUUACAGCUCAAACGGAACCUCUCGGUUACCAAUAAAAGACUAUAGUAAACAAAAUACAGCUCAUCCAGCAUUGUCUGUUUGAUUUUUAUAAUCAUCAUUUCACGUUUAGUCCGUGGUAAGAAUACAUAAAUAAAUAAGCCAUUAACAAAACAAAAUUUGAAAACGAAAAUUAGAAGCAUCUUUCAUCAAUAUAAAGGUUGACUUAUAACAUCGUGAACAAUCAAAACAUCUUACGAUAAAUUUAUCCAAAAUGAUAAGAAGAUUCACAACACAAAUCAUCAAAUCAUCACCAAUGGUGAAGAAAGCAGUACUGAUUGGGAUCAACUACCCAGGAACCGAGGGAGAGUUACGUGGCUGCGUCAAUGACGUCAAGCGAAUGCACAGAUGCCUCGUUGACCGGUUCGGAUUCUCAGAGGAAAACAUCACCGAGCUGAUUGAUACCGACAAGUCCAAGAUCCAACCCACUGGUAAGAACAUACGACAGGCAUUGUCGGAGCUUGUGGGAUCGGCUAACCCUGGAGAUGUGCUCUUCGUACACUACAGUGGACACGGUGUGAGGCUGCCUCCGGAGACUGGUGAAGACGAUGAUACUGGUUUCGAUGAGUGUAUUGUUCCCUGUGAUAUGAACAACAUCACUGAUGAUGAAAUCAGGGAGAUUGUUGAUAAAGUGCCUGAAGACUGCUCCAUUACAAUCGUCUCGGACUCUUGUCAUAGUGGUGGUCUCAUUGACGCAACCAAGGAGCAGAUAGGAGAGAGCACCAAGAAGGCGGGGAAAGCAGUAAAGACUACUGAGGAGAUUGAACAAGAAGAGAGGAGGAACGGAGUCCAUGUGGUAAACAGAUCUCUGUCUCUGGAGAGUAUGAUCAAUAUGCUAAAGCAAGAAACAGGAAAGGAUGAUAUAGAGGUGGGGAGUAUCAGGAGGUCUCUUCUCCAUGCGUUUGGAGAAGAUGCAUCUCCAAAAGUGCAGGAAACUGAAGGCCUCAAGGCGGUGACGAAGAAACAAGUGGUGAGAAAGAAAGACAAGGGCAUUUUGCUUAGUGGAUGUCAGACUGAUCAGACUUCAGGAGAUGUACGCACCAAGGGACAAGCCUAUGGAGCAUUCAGCGAUGCAAUACAGAUAAUACUUGAUGAGACAAAAGGAAAGAAGAUCACAAACAAAGAACUGGUUUUAGGUGUGAGAGAGCUUCUUGAGUAUGAAUGUUAUCCUCAACAACCGGGGCUGUAUUGCAGUGAUAGUAAUGCUGAUGCUCCAUUCAUAUGCUGAAAAUGAAUUUUCAGAUUUAGUUUCUUUAAAGUGUUUUGGAGUUUGUUGUUGAAUGAAGUUUGUGUGUUGUG